UUAAAUAUGGCGUCCUACUUAAACUAGUGAAGUUGAAGAACCACAAAUUUUAAAAACACGUCUUAAAUUGCAAUGUAUCGACUGUAUUUCGGGCAGCAACAUGGAACUGUUAGUGAAUGCUGUGAAAAAAAUCCAUAAACUAAAUGUUUGCAAAAGUUCGGUUCGUUACGUCAAUUCGUUGGCAGAUAGCGACUUGAAAACCGAAAGGGAUCUGCCGCUGGUGAUCGGGUCAAGCCAGGCUUUGGUGCAGAAACUAGGGACGCAGGUGGAGGUAAGAACGGCCUUCAUUACCGAGGAGGAGGAGGUUGCCCUUCUGCUGGAGCUGGAACCAGGCUUGAAGAAGAAACGCUACGAAUUCGAUCACUGGGAUGACGCUAUUCAUGGAUACAGAGAAACUGAACGUUUGACGUGGGGUGAAGCGUGCCAGGGCAUUUUAGCUCGUGUCCGUUCAGUAGCAUUUGCUUCUGGAAGCUCACUUCUUGGGCCCGUACAUGUCCUAGAUCUGGAUAAAACUGGUUAUAUCAAACCUCACAUUGACAGUGUCAAGUUCUGUGGCAGCACAAUCACUGGAUUGAGUCUUCUCUCAGACAGUGUCAUGCGCUUAGUUAAAGAGGAUGCUCACAGUGAAUGGCUAGAUCUGCUGCUGCCAAGACGCUCCCUCUACAUCCUAAGGAACCAAGCCCGGUAUGACUUCACUCAUGAAAUCCUAAAAGAUGAGGACUCUAUAUUUAAUGGACAGCGAGUUCCUAGGCAACGACGCAUCUCCGUUAUUUGUCGGAACCUUCCGGCUUGAAUGCACUCUAAUUCAGAUAGAAUGUAGAUUUGACCUGCUCCACAAAGACAUUGUAAAUGGCCUCAUUGAUGUUGUUACUCCUCACUGGUGGAAAGUAGAGUGCCAAAAAUUAAGUGCGCAAGACUUGAUUUGUAUUUACUGAAAUUACAAUAUCAAGUGCAUUAAGUAUUAUGAGUCCAUAUUUUCAUGGAUUAUAAUAAAUGGCUCCUCCACAUUCAUUAAUAAAUACAUUUUUAAAUAUCUGUCAACAUAUUUCUCAAAAGUGCAGUCCUCUGUGAGCUAUUGUCCCUGGAAAACAUUGAAUUUGUAGACAUGGUGACAAUCUCAUUAAAUCUUUGUGGACACAAAAGGGGAAAACAAGUAAAUUUCAUAAUUUAGGUGGAAGCACGAUGUAUGAUUGUAUCAAUAAAGAACAUUUGUGAAGAGAGUUUCAUCACUUGCAACUUGGUGUUAUGUAUUAAAUACCCCUUCUGAAUUAAUGAGGAACAGUUCAGUGUCCUUCAAAUUUGCCAUGAAUUUUGCCGUGCUUGUAUUCUCCACUAUUGUUUUGAGACAAACUUGAGUGUUCAAAUGAGUUUCAUAUUUGCAUGUUUUUCAAGGUAAAAAAAAUAUUUUACAAGUAUUCCCGACCUU
Molecule: messenger RNA, 1426 nt
Organism: Corythoichthys intestinalis (scribbled pipefish)
Lineage: Eukaryota; Metazoa; Chordata; Actinopteri; Syngnathiformes; Syngnathidae
Gene: alkbh7
Product: alkB homolog 7
Exons: 4
Coding region: 101-793 (230 amino acids)
Biological process (GO): fatty acid metabolic process; DNA damage response
Cellular component (GO): mitochondrial matrix
Source: RefSeq, a predicted model, not a curated record